This is a messenger RNA of Lycium barbarum (goji berry), 1611 nucleotides long. RefSeq lists its product as uncharacterized. The record is from RefSeq and is a predicted model, not a curated record. Bases 1 to 1611 code for a protein of 536 amino acids. Gene Ontology annotation, molecular function: zinc ion binding. The transcript is spliced from 4 exons. Lineage: Eukaryota; Viridiplantae; Streptophyta; Magnoliopsida; Solanales; Solanaceae.
AUGUCAAACAUAACUGCAGUUAUUCGACAUUCCGGGUUUUGGAACGCUGAGAAUUGUUUUGUGAAUUACACAAUAGAUGCAAUCGUUUUCAAAGAUUAUGCCUCAUAUGAUGAUUUGGUUGCUGCAAUGGCAAAUCAGGUGCGAAUAGAUACAACUAUAAAAACCAUCAAUAUCAGAUACAUGAUGGAGGGUGAUUCUAUGCCUCUUGAAAUACACAAUGACAUGUGUGUCAGGGUGUAUGUUGAACUGAUAAAAGAGAAUAAGCUGUUCGGGAUCUACACCAUUAGGUGUAUUUCAGAACAAUGUGUGUGGAAAUUAAAGGCUUCAAGUAUUAACAGAUCAACAAUGUUCAAAAUCAAAGAGUUUGUGGACAAACACACUUGUCCGUUGAAGGAUAAGGGGUAUUCUUGUAAUCAAGCAAGUAGUGGUUUUGUAGUAGACAUUAUUAAACCAAAAAUAACAAAUUAUAAGAGGAAGUACACGCCAAGGGAUAUAAUAGAUGAUGUGAUAAAUGAAUUUGGUGUGGAAGUUUCCUAUAUGAAGGCUUAUCGUGCUAAAGAAAGGGUUGUGACGGAGUUGAGGGGGGAUCCAGCUGAUUCAUACAAGAAAUUACCUGGAUAUGUUUACAUUUUGGAUAAAACGUACCUAGGUUCUUAUAUAAGAAUGCUCAAGAAUACUGGGAAUGAGUUCUUGUAUCUGUUUGUUGCACUGUAUGCCUUUAUAAAAGGGUUCGACAAUUGUCGUCCCACCAUAGUUGUAGAUGGCAGCCAUCUCAAAUCAGAAUACAAUGGGACAUUUGGUUCGGCAAGUACUUUGGAUGGUACAGGUAUUCUAAAAAUACAGUUUCUGAUUAUUUGUUUGAGGGAAUCAUAUGGGAUACGGGAGAACAUGUGUAUUGUGUCUGAUAGACAUGAAAGCAUCAUCAAGGCUGCAUCUAGAAUUUAUCCUGGUGUUCCUCAUUUUGCGUGCAUAUGGCAUCUUUGGAAGAAUGUAUAUAGUAGAUAUAGGAAAAGUCACGAGAUGUUGAGUGGAGUGUUCUAUUCAAUGGCAAACGCAUACACGCAAGAAGAGUUUGGUAUGUUAAUGGAAAAGGUUGAGAAGGUGGAUAUUCGUGUGAAGGAAUACUUGGAUUUGGCUGGAAGGGAAAAGUGGGCUAGGCUUUAUGCUCCAGUUAACAGAGCAUGGACUAUGACAUCAAAUAUUGCUGAGUCUAUCAAUUCAACAAUCGUGCAAGCAAGAGAAUUGCCAAUCUAUGAUUUCCUUGAAGAAGUAAUACUAGCAACUGAAUACUUGCAUACCGUAAUUGAUGAUGGACGACGUUUCAUAGUUUAUCUUGAGAAGAAAACUUGCACUUGUAAAGAGUUUCAAAUAGAGGAGAUGCCAUGCCCACAUGCUCGGGUUGUUCUUAAAAGUAAGAAUCUAACAGCAGACAACUACUGUUCAAACUUAUAUAAACCGGAGACUGUUGUGAAGACUUAUGAUGUCCCAGUGUAUCCUCUGCCCGAUAAGAGUGUGUGGAAAAUACCUGCAUCCAUCUCUGAAGAUAUAGUUCUGCACCGAGAUAUAAGAGACCUCCCGGAAGGCCAAAGAAGAAAUGCGAUAAGCCUUUAA